AAACAGAGGGGUAAAAAUGUAAAUUCAACUACAGAAGCAAUUUAUCUUAGCAAGUAGCAGAUCCUCAUCCUCUCCCUCUCCGCGCACCAGAUAAACAAUGGCGUUAACUCUACCCAACACAUUUCUCCAAAUCAAGCCUUCUCCUCCUAUCAUAAAGCAGAAACAGGUGGUGAGUGCGAGGAGUGGUAAUUCGCCAUUGAUAACCUGUAGGAAGAAGGACAUACACCCUGAGUUCCAUGAGGACGCGAAGGUUUACUGCAACGGGGAGCUGGUGAUGACGACGGGUGGGACACAGAAGGAGUACGUGGUGGAUGUGUGGUCCGGUAACCACCCGUUCUACCUCGGCAACCGCAGUGCCGUCCUUGUCGACGCCGACCAGGUUGAGAAGUUCCGCAAGAAGUUCGGUGAGUUGUCGGAGAUUAUGGAGAUUCCUGUCCUCAAGGGGGAGAUUGUCCUUCCCACCAAGCGUAGGUCCCCUGGCAAAGGCAAGAAGAAGUGAUUGCUUUCUCCCUUUCUUCCCUUAUUCUUCUGAGUAAAUUCACUCUUUUUUUUUUUUCUUUUUUUGGUUUGUUUCAAAUCUUGGUUUAGAGUUGUGAUUGAUUUGUUUCCUGGAUUAAUGAAAUGUGUACAUUGUGGUUGGAAGAAUGUCUUUUAUGUGUAUGA
Messenger RNA from Carica papaya (papaya), 663 nucleotides. RefSeq names its product Ribosomal protein L31. Gene Ontology annotation, cellular component: ribosome. The record is from RefSeq and is a predicted model, not a curated record. Gene Ontology annotation, molecular function: structural constituent of ribosome. Gene Ontology annotation, biological process: translation. NCBI's taxonomy places the organism in Eukaryota, Viridiplantae, Streptophyta, Magnoliopsida, Brassicales, Caricaceae.